Messenger RNA from Bipolaris oryzae ATCC 44560, 1386 nucleotides. RefSeq lists its product as uncharacterized. Gene Ontology annotation, molecular function: DNA-binding transcription factor activity, RNA polymerase II-specific; DNA binding; zinc ion binding. Lineage: Eukaryota; Fungi; Ascomycota; Dothideomycetes; Pleosporales; Pleosporaceae. Gene Ontology annotation, cellular component: nucleus. Gene Ontology annotation, biological process: regulation of DNA-templated transcription; aflatoxin biosynthetic process. The record is from RefSeq and is a predicted model, not a curated record. Bases 1 to 1386 code for a protein of 461 amino acids. The transcript has 3 exons.
AUGGAGGAUACCACAUUCAGCCAAGAGGCUGCUUCAGCAGCUAGUGCCUCCAAAGCACUCCAGAAGCCCCGGAAGAUGAGAGCUUCAUGUGACGCAUGCUCUCGUGCCAAAGUCAAGUGCGACAAAGUAAGACCAACUUGCCAGCGAUGUGGUACCAUUAAUGUUUGCUGUAACUAUUCCCCGUCUAUGAGAUUGGGUAAACCCCGCAAGAACCGGAAUCUGGACGGAACGAUCAAACGUGAAGUAUCACCUGCUGGCUCAUACCGACCCACGGGGGCUCAGUUUGAUUUAAUUCCACGCACUGCCUCUCAUACAUCUGAGAGUUCACCGGAGCCAAUAGACCCCUUCUACUUUGGUCCCAGCACGCCGGAGUUUCACUAUCAAGAUGCUUUCGUCGCAAACAACUUCGGCGAUAGUCUAUCGCCAGCAUGCUCUGAAGGAGGUGCUAUGUCUUUCGUCAACGCGUGGGCCAACGAUGAUCACAUGAUGUUUGGAAGCCAGACGGAUAUGUUCGUUCCCAUGCCCCAGUAUCUUCCACAACAACACACUCCUGUACAUGGACACGUACGUUCCAUCAGUACGCCCAGCCAACCUGACUUAUUUGCAUCACUGGAAUCGCAACAGCCUUCACCGCAUACUAGCCACCAGAUGCUGAAUGCGCAGCAUAACAUAUUCACAUCACAAGAGACGGUUAUUGAUUCACCUUCGCCAACACUAUCCGCAGCACUAUCAACACCUCCAGCAUGGGGAAACUUUGCAACCCACGAUUGCACACUGUCCGCCUUUCAAACACUGAAUAAUUUAUACGUACCACUCGAGCCCCAAACUUCUGCCAGCGACUUCACUAGUGUGGUGAACGGUUCUCCAACACUCGAGUCCAUCCUAGCCACCAACAAGGCCGCCGUGGAUAGUUUGUAUACAUUACUAGAGUGCGACUGCACAUCAAACCCCCACUUCGCAUCGACCAUCAAUCUUGCAACUAUGAAAAUCCUCUCGUGGUUCCAAGCCAUUGCACGAGCGCACGACCACCAGCGCGGCCUCCCAUACAUCUCACUCGAGACUCAACUCGAGCUCUGCACGCAACCCCACACUUCGGACUCGGAAGCGGAAUGCGCCCAGCGCACCAGUCUUGUUCUUGCUGAGCUGUGCAGGAUCGAGAAGCUGAUCGAUAAGUUUGCAGAGCGCUACUGCCGACGCACCAGCACCCCAGGCGACCUGGCAGAGCCAGAUAUCAACAACGGUGUGUAUCUCUCGAUGGAAGCUUCUCUCCGGACCCGGGUGAGGGACACGUUCAGGAUCACCAUGGCUGUUGCGCCCGAGAGUGUCAAGCGUCGCAUGGCUUCUUCGCGGACGACGCAAAACAGAAUGCGUGUCAACACUAUGUGA